Molecule: messenger RNA, 2661 nt
Organism: Mercenaria mercenaria
Lineage: Eukaryota; Metazoa; Mollusca; Bivalvia; Venerida; Veneridae
Product: nose resistant to fluoxetine protein 6-like
Exons: 16
Coding region: 201-2486 (761 amino acids)
Molecular function (GO): acyltransferase activity, transferring groups other than amino-acyl groups
Source: RefSeq, a predicted model, not a curated record
AUCAUCAUACUUACGUUAGUAGCAGCGUGACAAAAGUAACAUCGGAUCUGGUCACUAAUACGUAUAUUUCAAAAUAGUUAUUUGUGAAUCUGGAAAAGUAAAAACCUAUUCCAAAACAUAAACGGAUUAUUGGCAUUUAUUGGAAACUACACAAACAUUCUUACAACAUAUUGGUGCCAACUUUUCAAAUACAUAUAAAAAUGAAGUUAACGUUAUGUUUGCUUGCCUGUUUUGUUUACGCAUGCUCAUGUCAAAAUUUUGGAGACUUCAUGACAGAGAUUAGGCAAGCUAAAGUAAGAGACAGAGAGACAGAGAAACUUGAAGAAACUACUGGUAUAGUAACUAAAUUAAAGCAAAUAUUCAAAGAAGAAAGUCUUACUGACAGCGCGGAAAAGCUUCUUGACAAUGAAUUUGAACAAUACAAUCCAUACGAAGUUGGAAGCUUGUGUCUGAAUCAUACAAAGUAUCUCCUCCAAGGAAUAAAAGAUCAAGAGAAUUGGGCGCUUCGCAUGGUUGACUCUAUUGGUAAACCCUCGAGUGAUUUACUUGACUUCCACAUUAGAUGGAUAGGUAACUACGAAGAAUGCACUGCAGUAGAGGCCAUUGUCUACGACGAUCCUGUCAAUAAAACUGGUCCUAGUAACCCAUAUAAUGGAAAAUACUGUCUCACAUACUUCCCUAUUGGAGGGGAUCAGCAACCAACGUUACUGCAACCAACAGGAUUGGCUCUUGCAAUAGGAAUGUGUUUUCCUGAUACUUGUUCUUCGCUGGAGGCCGGAGCAUUAGCUCUAACAUUGGUACGCUCCCUUCCGCUUAAUACCAGCUUCGUUCCAUAUGCGUAUGCAGUGUGUCAGGAAAAGGACUUGGAAUACAGUGACAAGGCUAUUGCAGUCAUUGUAGUGUGUUCAAUAUUUCUUGUAAUAAUAGUCAUUGCGACAGCCUAUGACGUCACUAUUCAAGUCUUGUUACCAUACGUGUCACAGAUGAACAAAGUGGAGCCAAGUAAUCAUAUGUAUGGAACGUUUUCUUCCAAACAAGAAAAUGGCCACGUUCAUCAAUCUAAUGGCCACAUUUCAAACAGUGGUAUUAUAUCAGAAAAAAGUCCACUAAACCGCGAUUCGUACGACCACGCUGUUGAAACGAAAAUUCAUGACGAACGGGAACCUGACAUGACAUACAAACCUGGUUUACCAGGAAGAUUGCUUCUCUCAUUUUCGGCAUAUACUAACGCCUCGAAGAUUUUCAACACAAACCAAGCGUCAGGGAUUCUCACGAGCGUUAAUGGAAUAAGAUUCAUCAGUAUGACAUGGGUAGUCUUGGGACAUACUUACGCCUUUGGAUUAAAUGCCACUGACAAUAUUUCAACAUUUCUGCCUCAAAUUCUAAAGAGGUUUUCCUUUCAAGUAAUAUCAAAUGCGACAGUUGCUGUGGAUACAUUCUUUGUUUUAAGCGGAUUAUUGGUAGCAUACCUAUCUCUACGUGAAAUGAAGAAGAAAAAUGGUGCUAAAAGAUUCAGCUGGGGAAUGUUUUACUUUCACAGAUUUUGGAGACUGACUCCUCCUUAUAUGCUCUUCCUCAUGUUCUAUGUGCCUACGAUGAAAUACUGGACAACUGGACCUCUUUGGCCUCAGUCGACUGGGUUUGAACAGGAUGAAUGCAAAGACACGUGGUGGAAAAAUAUCUUAUACGUUAAUAAUAUCAUCGAACCUGAAAAAAUGUGUAUGGCAUGGAGUUGGUAUUUAUCAAAUGACAUGCAGUUCUAUGUUAUCAGUCCAUUGAUGCUUAUACCUCUUUACUACUCACCGCUAUGGGGAACUAUAACAUGUCUAGCAUUCGUUCUUAGUAAUUUCAUUGCAACGGGAGUUAUUUCAAAACAACAUAAGCUUGGUUCUAACAUGAUUUUAGGGGAUUCGUCAAAUGAGGCAUUUACAUUAAUCUAUGUUAAACCAUGGUGUCGGAUUGCACCAUACGUUGUUGGUUUAUUCACCGGCUAUAUUCUGUACAAAACAGAUUGUAAAGUGAAGAUGUCCAAGUUUGUUAACAUGCUAGGCUGGGCCAUUGCAACAGCGUUCGCUCUCUUGGUUUUGUACGGUCUCUACGACUCAGAGGGAACGGAGAAGCUUGGUGUAGACGCUGCUGCUCUUUACAAUGCCACUGGAAGAACAGCCUGGGGUAUGGCGGUCGCUUGGGUCAUAUUUGCUUGUGCUACCGGAUAUGGCGGCCCUGUGAACGCACUACUUUCGUGGCGUGCAAUAAUUCCACUAAGCCGACUUACUUAUUGCGCCUAUCUGGUACAUCCUGUGAUAAUGUACUUGUACUACUUCAGUCGGCGUACUUUGAUGAGGUGGUACGACCUUGAGAUCUCUUAUCUCUUCCUUGGAAACAUUUGUCUUACCUAUGCUGUUGCUUUUGUAAUUUCCUUGGCGUUUGAAUCACCGAUGAUGGGAUUAGAGAAAGCAUUGCUAGGACGGGAGAAGCGUAGCUAGAUAUAUGCAUGCAUUCUUUCUUGAAGCUGUGGUGAAAAAGUCUCACUGAUAAAUCCAUUACGGAAGUAUGAAUAUUAGCAUUUCAAAAACGUGUGUACAAUAACAAACUAAGUGCUUGUAUAUGCCAACAGAUAUCAAAAAGAGUAAAUAAAGAAUGCCUAUAUAUAGAAACAUU